This is a messenger RNA of Paramecium sonneborni, 1753 nucleotides long. NCBI's taxonomy places the organism in Eukaryota, Ciliophora, Oligohymenophorea, Peniculida, Parameciidae. The record is from the annotation of a GenBank genome assembly.
AUGUCCUUACAAACGUAUGAGUAUAUUGAAAAUGAUUAGACUUUCAGGUUUUUAGCAUUUAAUUAAUCUGAAACUUUAAUAUUGGAAGAUUUUUUUAGGGGUUAUCUAAAAUUAUAGGAUAUUAUAAGUUUAAAGUAAAUCAAGAUUUCUAUUAAGAUUUCCUAUGAGUUAAUAUUUAAGAAUAGCAAAGAUUAAAUAAAUAUCAAAGUUAGACCAUCAAUUAAACAUACAAUUUUAUUAUGAAGGAAAUAAUGGAUAUAAGUAUCCAGUUAUUUAUGGCUAAGAGUAAUUUUAAAAAGCUUUACCCUUAACAAGAAUUUACCCAAAUAAAAAAUAUUUAGAUGUAAAUGGAAUUAAAUCAGUUUUUCAAUCAUUGGUUGAAAUAUUUCAUUGGAGUGCAAACUUUGGGUAAAAAAAAUAAAUAUUUAAUGAGUCUAUUUUUAGAUCCUUCUUAUGAUAAUCUCCUUUAUAAAAAGAUGGAAGGUGAUUUUUACUUAUUUAUUCCAAGUUUUUACAUAUAGCCAAAUAAAUAGCUCAGUAAAAGAAGCUAAAUAUCAGAUUAUUUGAUGAGUUCAGAAAUAGUAUUUUUCAAAAUUUAGUAAAUAAUAAAUUUAUUAGCAUUAUAGACUUUUAUCUUUUUAUUACGAUUAUUGACAGAGUUCAUAGAUGUAGUUAAGUAUAUUGAUGAAGAAAUCAAAUUGUAUAAAAAAAUCAAAGAUAAAUAUAAAUUUUUUGAAGAAAUAGAUUAAAUUGAUCCUUAUUAAAUUUAAGAAACUUGUUUAGGAGUUGAUUUUAUUUACUCUGAAAAUUAGGUGAAAAAGAAAAUGAUUAGAUAUGGUUUGAAAUAAUCCUAAUUUUUAUAUUAAUUGAACAGCAACCAAAUUUUACUAGCUACUCUAUACACAUAUUUAGAAGAAGAAUAAAAUAUUUUGGAUUAAAAUAUCAAUGAAGAGACCUUAACUAAUAAUACAUAGAAAUUUUUUACAUAUUUAUAAAAUAAACAAAUUUAAGGUAUUAGUUAUGAUAUUUAUACACAAUUUCAAAAAAAAUUGAUUUAAUUAAAAGAUGAUAAUAAAAUCACAACUAGAAGAAAUUGGAAAUAAUUAUAUACAAAACAUGAGUUAGAAUUAAUAAAAUCAAAUAUAUAAACAGAUAUAAACGAUCCAUAAAAUUUAUAAAACAUAUCUGAAAUUUUUGAUAUUAAAUGGAGUUCUUCAAUUAAUCCUCAAAAUCUGAUAUAUGUGGCAAUUUCUCAAUCAGGAGUAUAAGUUGAUAAUGAUAUUAAAAAAUUUACAAUUACUUAUCGCAUUGAAAUGAUAGAUGAUAAGAAUUGCUAUUAAGUAAAAACAUAAGUUCCAGAAAUACUUUAUGCAAUUGAUACAGCUGAUGAAAUAGCAUUUUUAGUAAAUUCAUUUCAAAAAGAAUAAAUGCCUACAAGUCUAUUUAUUGAUGAUUCAAGAAAAUUGACAAUUUCCACAGCACUCCUUUUUGUAAAUAUUUUGAAAUAAAUUUUAAGAGUCAUGCUAGACCUAUUCUAUGGGAAAUAUUAAAAAUUAUGGAUAUUCAUUAGAUUUACUUUUAUUCAUGUCUAGAAUUUUACAUUAAGAAUAUAAAUCAAGGGAAAUAGUAAAGGGAAGUAAAAUAUAGUAGUUUUUUAACAGAGUUGAGAAAUCUUCUAAAAGAUUAUGAAUAAGAUUCAAAUCAAAUUUAUAUUAACAUUAAAAAUCGAUAAUAAGGAGAGAUAGGAUUUUGA